UGUCACUUGUGCUCCGGACUCGAGAGCAGCAGCUACCAGUACUAAAGACAACAUGAGGACGUUCGUGUGCCUGAUGAUGCUGGCGGGCUGCGCCCUCGCGGGCCGCCUGGAGAACACGUACCUGCCCCCGCCCGGCGCGGCGCAGUCCGGCGGCGCCAACCUGGCCACCCCCUUCAGCGGGCCGGUCCAGAACGUCCAGAACACCUACCUGCCGCCCAGCGCCUCCGGCUCGAGCUCCGCCCUCCGCGCCGGCAGCUCCGGCUCCUUCAACUCCGGCAGCGCCUUCAACUCCGGUAGCUCCUUCAACUCCGGCAGCUCCUUCAACUCCGGCAGCUCCUUCAACGCCAACUCCGGCAGCUCCUUCAGCUCGAACUCGGCGUCCUCGGCGUCCUCCUUCGGCUCGGCGGGCCGCUUCGGCGCCCAGCAGGCCCAGCAGGCCGGCGGCCAGGUCAACAGCUACAGCGGCAGCUUCCAGCAGCCCACGCCCCGCCCCGCGCUCAUCAUCAAGCAGGUCAACGAGAACCCCGGCGACGGCACCUACACCUUCAGCUACGAGACCGAGAACGGCAUCCAGGCUCAGGAGCAGGGCCAGGUCCGCGCCGACGGCGCCGAGGGCCUCGUCGCCGUGCAGGGCGCCUACGCCUUCACCGCCCCGGACAACAACCAGCGCUACACCGUCACCUACACGGCCGACGAGAACGGCUUCCUCGCCUACGGCGACCACCUGCCCACGCCGCCGCCCGUCCCCGCCGAGAUCCAGCGCGCCCUGGAGCAGAACGCCGCCGACGAGGCCCGCGGUCUGGUGGACGACGGUCAGUACCGCGCCGAGCACCAGGGACCGAAUGAGCAGCAGCAGCAGGGGUCUUUCCUGCGUGGCGGCAACAGCGGCAGCAGCAGCAGCAACGCCGGCUACAACUACAACGCCGCCGGCAACGGCAACGUCCAGGGCAACGUCAACGCCGGCUACAACUACAACAGCGGCGCCAACGGCAACGCACAGGGCAACAGCAACAGCGGGUACCGCUACUAAAGUGCGCUACUGUGACACCCACACAAGUUACCUCCAUCACAAGUUACCUCCAAUACAAGUUACCUUACCGACGGAUCUCUGGCGCGCGCGGUGGGCGAGCGACGUCAACGAGUCCCUCGUCCUGCCGCU
Frankliniella occidentalis (western flower thrips) is the source of this 1159-nucleotide messenger RNA. Its product is annotated as pupal cuticle protein 20-like. The record is from RefSeq and is a predicted model, not a curated record. NCBI's taxonomy places the organism in Eukaryota, Metazoa, Arthropoda, Insecta, Thysanoptera, Thripidae. The transcript is spliced from 4 exons. Gene Ontology annotation, cellular component: chitin-based extracellular matrix. Gene Ontology annotation, molecular function: structural constituent of chitin-based larval cuticle. Bases 53 to 1030 code for a protein of 325 amino acids.